CACAUCCGUCUCCUUUUACUCAGCCCAACAAUACCAUUUCAGUGUUCUAAGGUGUAAAACUUCCUUUUCUUUCAAUCUCGAAGUUUCCCAUCUCGAUUUUACACAUCCAAACAAAAUGAUCAGUGCCAAGAAGCUCAUCAAAAUGGCAAGGAAGUGGCAGAAGAUGGCUGCCAUCAGGAGGAAAAGAAUCUCAUUGCCUAGAACUAGUAGAGAAGUGGAUGCAGAAAGUUGCAGUACAUCAUCAACUGCUGAAAAGGGCCAUUUUGUUGUAUACAGUGCUGAUGAGAGCCGCUUUGUUGUGCCCUUACCAUAUCUCAACAGCAACAUCUUUAGGGAGCUCUUCAAGAUGUCUGAAGAAGAGUUUGGACUGCCCAGCAAUGGCCCCAUCACUUUGCCCUUUGAUGCAGUCUUCAUUGAGUAUAUAAUCUCUCUGGUUCAACAAUCCAUUGCCAAAGACCUAGAGAAAGCAUUGCUCACAGCCAUAGCAACCGGACGCUGCUUAUCAACCUCCAAUCUCUGUCAAGAACAAGGAAACCAACAAUUGCUAGUUUGUAGAUGUUAAAGAAAAUUAUACUUUGGUUUUGUAAAUGAUCCACAGAAUUGUAUCCAAAUGAGCUUACAUACAUAAAAGUAGUACUCUGAAA
This is a messenger RNA of Vitis riparia (riverbank grape), 644 nucleotides long. Its product is annotated as auxin-responsive protein SAUR64-like. The record is from RefSeq and is a predicted model, not a curated record. Gene Ontology annotation, biological process: response to auxin. NCBI's taxonomy places the organism in Eukaryota, Viridiplantae, Streptophyta, Magnoliopsida, Vitales, Vitaceae. The transcript has a single exon. The coding region runs from base 116 to 562 and encodes 148 amino acids.